Molecule: messenger RNA, 2822 nt
Organism: Owenia fusiformis
Lineage: Eukaryota; Metazoa; Annelida; Polychaeta; Sabellida; Oweniidae
Source: the annotation of a GenBank genome assembly
GAAAAUAAAAAAAAUCUGAAAAAGUCUUGAAAAUGACUCAAGUGCCAGAAAAGGACGUUUUGUACGGCAGAAAACUGAAAGAGUUAUUCAAAACGCUACGAUCGAGUGCCAUAGAUAAUGCAGAAUACUUUCAAUCCAACUCUACGGAUACAAACGUCAAGUUUUACAAGAUAUUUUGUGCAAUGCAUGAACAUCUCGAUGUGGGAGUUGAACCCUCAGUUGAAUUUAUUCUAAACAUUGCUCAUGCAUUUGAUUUUAAGCCCUCAGUUCCAGCAAAUGGAUAUCGUAGUGUAGUCAAAAUUGUUGAGAAAUGCUGCUUACAUUUGGUUCAGCUCACACGUCAUAUUACUGUAAACCGGGGCACUUUUAUGUUCCGUAGUAUUCGGGGCACUCAUUAUGUUAAAGAACUGGACGCAUAUGUCAAAGUAUUGACUCAGCUAAGAGCCGUGCUCCAUUAUCUACAAAAACUGGUAUCCUAUUGUAAGGAUGGAGAUUUGUUUGCUCAAGAAGAAAUGUUAAAGGAUGAAGCAGCUGAGAAGUUGCUGGUAGAAUCUGAGGGAUUGGACCAAGAGGCGUUCUAUGGAAGAUGUGUGGGAUUUCAGUUUUGCCAGUCUAUGCAGAGGCCUCUGCAGGUGAUUGGUGUUGCCAUGGCAUCAUUCAGUGAAAGCUACCAGGAGUCCUCGUCAUUUUUACAGUUUGCCAACUCAUUUAUCAACAGUGGAAAAUAUCUAUUAGACCCAGAACUGCGGGCUAAACAGAUUGUUUCUAUUACAAGGAACUCCACAAUACAGUUCUGCAAGGCAUUCUGGGGAAUCACAGAUACUGAUGUUUUACAUCAAUUGCCAAUGUUAGCCUGCCCAGCUGUUGAGGUAGAUCAUAUGAUUAAAAUCCCAGCUGAGCCUUUAGAUGUGUCACGUCGUAAAGGUCGUGAGAAGUUGACAGUGCUGCCACCUAGUGCACACAAUGGUCCAGGUCCCGUACAUGUCAGACUUAUAUCUUAUGAACUGAGGAAAGGCCAGUUUCCUAUAGAUAAAACCACCACUAGGGAGAGCAAGGUUCACCCUAAGUCUCCUUGUUUACUUGUACAUUGUCACGGUGGAGGCUUUGUGGCACAAUCAUCCAAGAGUCACCAGGUCUAUUUAAGGCACUGGGCCAAGGACCUGGGCAUACCGAUAGUGUCUAUAGACUACUCAUUGGCGCCAGAAAGUCCCUUCCCUCGGGCGUUGGAGGAAAUAUUUUUCGCAUAUUGUUGGAUUCUCAAUAACUUUCAUCAGUUAGGUACUACGGGAGAAAGGAUCUGUUUCGCUGGUGACAGUGCUGGUGGAAACUUAAUGAUCUCUACCACUCUGGCUUUGAUAAAGCGUGGAUUAAGACUCCCAGAUGGUCUGAUGGCAGCCUACUCUCCUGUCUUAGUUCGCUACAUCCCCAGUCCCUCUAGAGCCCUCAGCAUUAUGGACCCCCUACUACCUGUUGGUAUCCUACUUAGAUGCCUAGCAGCUUACUCAGGGUUUGCCGAUCCAACUGACACUAAAGAUGCAACCAUGACAACAGAACAGCAUAGCAACAACAACGAUGCAAAUAGCAAUGCAACAACUAAUGCAGACUUCUCAAUAGACAGUGCUUCAGAUGACGAUACCAUCAGUGAUGAUCAAGAGGAUGUGCUAUUUGAAGCAACUGCAAGGAGGAACUCUCCACCCGCAGCUGUACAUAAACCUUCUCCAAGCAGAGCUCAAUCAAAAUCUCCAGUCAAAGAACAAGAUCAAUCUGACCCAAGUAUGAAAUCCAAAUCCAUAGUUGACACAAACAAACUGAAAGUCACACAUGACAAUGUUAAUAAAUCAAUUGACAAACCUUCAAAUGAUAAAUCAAAUUCUGUUGCUAAAGGAGCCAGGAGAUCACCUGCUUCUCCAAGCAGAAUGCACCGAGUAAGCUCUGCCAUGGCGAGUCUUGGAGAACUGGAGGAAGGGCUUCAAGAUCUUGAUACAUAUACAUCAGACAUGCCCCAAAAUGCCAUAGAUGAAGACAGUUCAGAAUCCAAGAUUGACCAAGUGAUAAGAAAGGACAUCAAUAAAUCUUCACCAUUUCCUGAGGUGGAUAGUGGCAGUAUAACAAAACCGACCAAAAGUAUAAAAAUUCAAAGUCUACCAUUGAAUACACAUGGUAAAAAUGGCCUAACGAGGCACCAAAGAUCAACUUCGUACCAUAACUUUAAUUUUCCGAGUAACCUCUCCAGUCCCUCUAGUCCAAAUUCAGAUGAUUAUUUUCGAAUGGAGUUUGAAUUGGAACAAGACCAAGCUAGACAACCUUCAACGAGUCCUCUGCAGCAGUUACGACAUCUGCCGAUCCCAAACAACCCAUUUAUGUCUCCAUUGUUGGCCAGUGAUGAACUUUUGAAGCAAUUCCCACCAGUUUUUCUUGUGGCUUGUACACUUGACCCCAUCCUUGAUGAUAAUGUAGCUUUUGCUAAAAAGCUGGAAUCCCUGGGUACAAAGGUGUGUCUGGAUGUGUCAGCAAAGAGGCAAAGCUUGCAGGAGAUAUAUGUAUCACAAGAAUUAGAAGCAUCUUUGUGCAAUAGUAAGAGUCAGUGUGAUUGGCUGUUAGUGUUUGUAUCGCAAAUCCUGAUUGGUCAGUUUAUGACCAACGAGAUGCAAUAUUGUGUGUAUCUCAACCAAUGAAAGAUAGGCUCAUAGCAGGUCCAAGAUUUGGUGGUUGUACAAUCGAGUAGAUACUGUGUAAAGCAUAUGGAGCAUAUAUCCUAAAUGACAAGAAAUUGACUGAGAAUUCUAUUAAGAAGACUUUUAGGGGAGGCAUCAAAAGUUCAA